This is a messenger RNA of Exaiptasia diaphana, 2740 nucleotides long. RefSeq lists its product as uncharacterized. Lineage: Eukaryota; Metazoa; Cnidaria; Anthozoa; Actiniaria; Aiptasiidae. The record is from RefSeq and is a predicted model, not a curated record. Bases 314 to 1894 code for a protein of 526 amino acids. The transcript has 3 exons. Gene Ontology annotation, molecular function: protein binding.
AUUGAAAUAUGCCUCAACCUGGACAAUUCUUGCCACAACAUGGGAGUCUUUCUUCGUUGCUAACGCCAAAGAAGUUGAACUGCCACCACUAACUCCGUCCGAGUCAGAAGAGCUUCUUUUAAGKAGRUGCGAGUCAGUACAUGGAAUAGAAAGAUCUAGUAUCUCAAGAGAUCAAUUAAGAGAUAUCUUAGAAUUYUGUAGCAAUAUCCCGCAACUCAUUUGCAACGCUGCAGUCAUAGUCAAAACAAUUGUAGACGAUAYUUUUGCCUCUAGUCCACCCGAGCGCAAAUUAACAUCAGUCUGUCGGAGUGAUAUGAGCCCAAAACAACGAUUUCAUCCUUGUGUUAAUGUUUGCUUUGAUCGCCUUCAAGAAACUUCACGAAAGGUUCUCAUGGUGGUUUCAGUGCUACCAGGCUUCUUCACACUUGACGAGGCUGCAACGAUCUUCAUGAGCCUCAUUUCGAACAAGGAGGAACUUCAGGAUGGGUUAACUGAUUUGAUAAAUUUCAGCUUCCUGUCUUACAACCAAGAGCGAAAUGCGUAUUAUUUGAGCCCUGCCAUGAGAUCGUUUGUGAUCUAUAAAGUAACACAAGAACCACCAACCUCUUYUGAAACUGAUACCAAURAAUCCRAUUUGAGUCUUACGUACAAGGGUGCCAUCUCAAGAUUUGUGUAUUACACAUUUGACAGCACCUUAAAGAUUGAAAACAAUUUCUUCAGUAUCGACAGUGCAAWUGCYAUYCAGAAAUACAGAAAACAAGAGGCAAAUCUGAAAGAAAUAGCRMAUUGGUGCAUCUCCGAUAGACUCUCGAAAGACACAGACAUGAAGCGCCUCAGGUACUACAUCAUUGGUUCUUUUAUUCAGUGUUACUUGGUCAACAUCAARAUGAUGGAGCCCUAUUUGUUAAAGACAAUCCUGUGUAGGUUUUCACGGUUUUGUCUAAGACACAAAGGRAGAGACGAUGGCACAAAGAMGAAAAGUCCCAAAAACGGUUCAGAAAARGGAUACGUCGAAUGUCUGACUUAUGGCGGAGUUACAUGUAUUUUGGGUUGUCUCUGUGUACCCCAGCUAUGUCCAGUUGCUCUUGAGCAAGCAAUGUGGUGCUUUAAUAAAGUCUUGAAGGAAUUAUGUACCAGCCGGUCUUCUGUGAUUCCAAAUUUAAGUCAACAACUCGAUUAUUUGUCGAAAUGCAAGAUCAUGACCAAGGGAGCGCAAACUCAGUUCCUUCUUAAGUAUGGCAAGUGUUUGGUUCGACAUGGCCGAAUGGACGAGGGAUUAAAAUUCGUCAAAAAGGGGAUUGAAAUACGCGAGAAAGUGUUCAAGGAUUCAAAAUCCACGAAAGAUCGCGUUAUGGUGGCGGUGGCUUACAACGAUCUUGCAAGUGCCUACAGUUACAACAAUGAUUCCAAUGGAACAGCUAUUCAMAUAAGGCAAACCAAAGUUCUACCUGUUUAUGAAAAGUAUCUUGGCUGCCAUCCCUUCACAGCCAGUGCUCUCAGCCAUUUAGCCCACGACUACCUCACUCUGGAUGUGCAUGACGAAGCCCUCAAAGCGUGUGAAAAAGCUUUGUCCUACAGAAAACGAUUGUUGGGCCAACACUCUGAAACUGCUCGUUCUUUGUUUGAUAUGGGUCGUAUCUUACGCGAACAAGCGKGCCACUGUGAUAGUCUAGAAGACAAACACAAGAGAUAUGAAGAAGCGCUUUCAUAUCUAAAURAAGCACUUGAAGUGCGUCAGCAUCUGGCAUUCACAUCUAAAGAAACGGCACAAACUCACUCGGAAAUAGCUGAUGUGUUGAAAUCCUUGGGAAGAAACAAAGAGGCCCAAAAACACGUAGAAAUAGCACGAGUUCAUAUUAAAAAGCCGGUUAGUAUGCAACAUACUGAAAAAUAACUCAGAUACACUAUUUACAUUGUAAAUAUGCCCCGGUAUUUACGUUCUUGAUAAGAACUUGUGAUAGAUGAUUACUUACACGGCAAAAAGCGAGAAAAGGUUGGAAUAACAUUGUAAAUAAUAAACGUCUUUUAUAUCAAUAUUUCAUGAUGCCUGUACGAAUGGAUGUGGUCCACCAGCAUUCAGUGCGGUCGUCAUGUUUUAGAUUUUUCAUAUAUGGAAAGUGAGGAGUGACUUCAAAUAUCCAUUCGCAAUCCAUUUCAAUCCAUCGGUCUUAAAGGUCGAAUCUUACAGUAUCUCCAUUUAUAAAGGGAUAAUAAAGAGAAAGUUUUUGCUCAUAUUACGAUGUAUGUACAACAUGAGCAAAAGCUCGAAAUGGGAUGCUGGUGGACCAUGUCUAUUUAAGGGGAUUGGGGAGGGCUCUCUUUAGGGUCAACUUUACCAUUUGCUAGUUUUAAAGCAAAUUGGUAGAUUAAAUGAGAUCAGGUGGCAAUUAUGACUAGUUGUCCGAAUUUGUUCACAUCGAUUACCUUAUCUCGAUUUCUUUUUAGAGUUUUUAAAUUCAUCUUUAAUGUGAAAGGCUGACUUCGUCAAAUUAAUAGUCAACAUCCACUCGUAUGGUACUAUAAAGGCUAUAGCUCAGUAUUACGGACAUUUUAUUGAAUAGUUUUAAACUCCUUUCGAGGAAUAAAGCAAGAGUUUAAAUGAAUUCUUUGAAUCUUAUCAGAUUAUCGAUUUACACAGUAACUUCAAUGUCAGCCUAAAAUUUUUAUCAGGUGCAAAUUAUAAAAUAUACGUGUUGAAUUAUAUUAAUUCAUUUUCUCCUAUUGCCUAAACAAUGUAUUA